Messenger RNA from Osmerus eperlanus (European smelt), 916 nucleotides. Its product is annotated as olfactory receptor 1D2-like. The record is from RefSeq and is a predicted model, not a curated record. Gene Ontology annotation, biological process: G protein-coupled receptor signaling pathway; detection of chemical stimulus involved in sensory perception of smell. Gene Ontology annotation, cellular component: membrane. NCBI's taxonomy places the organism in Eukaryota, Metazoa, Chordata, Actinopteri, Osmeriformes, Osmeridae. Bases 1 to 858 code for a protein of 285 amino acids. The transcript has 2 exons. Gene Ontology annotation, molecular function: G protein-coupled receptor activity; odorant binding; olfactory receptor activity.
AUGGAAAAUGUGUCAUCUGCAAUAGAGUUUUCUCUGUCUGGGUUCGAGGAGCUAUUAGACUACAGAGUAACGCUGUUCUGUCUCACUUUACUGUUUUACUGUGUUAUUAUUAUGGUAAAUGUUGCCCUUACUGUUACCAUCACCAUGGAUAGAAAUCUCCAUGAGCCCAUGUACAUCUUUAUUUGUAAUUUGUGCAUCAAUGGACUUUAUGGUACUUCAGGAUUCUACCCCAAGUUCCUGCUGGACCUUCUGUCUCGUCAUCAGAGUAUCUCUCAUUCAGGAUGUCUGUUUCAAGCUAUAGUAAUAUACUCUUCUGUGUGCAUUGAUAUUUGUCUGUUAACAGUGAUGUCUUAUGACAGGUCUGUGGCAAUAUGUAGACCAUUGCAGUAUCACUCUAUAAUGACUAAGAAGCAUGUCAUUCAGUUAGUCUCUUUCUCCUGGCUUGUUCCUUUAGGUCUUAUGUGUACUAUUGGGAUAUUUAUUUCCAGACUGAAAUUGUGUGGCUCACACAUAGAGAAACUGUACUGUGCAGGUUGGCUGAUGGUUAAACUCUCAUGUUCUGCGACCAUUUGCUCUUACAUGCAGUUGAUCAGAUCUUGUUUUAAGUCCUUGGAAAACAGAGGAAAGUUCAUGAGUACUUGUUUGCCACAUUUAUUUGCGUUAUUUAACAUUACAAUUGCUACUCUAUUCGAUGUUAUGCAUAUGCGUUAUGGCUCAAGCGAUUUGCCACAGAGCCUUCAAAACUUCUUGGCUGUUGAAAUUCUAAUAGGUCCUCCAUUAUUCAACCCCCUCAUUUAUGGUCUGACACUAACUCAAAUUCGCAAUAAAAUACUGUGUAGAUGUUUGAAAAGGAAAUAAUAGUGUGUUGAGUAUAUUGUUUAUAUACAUAAAUGGUAGGUACUGUAAAAGGUGGGCC